Ruditapes philippinarum (Manila clam) is the source of this 2499-nucleotide messenger RNA. RefSeq lists its product as uncharacterized. Gene Ontology annotation, cellular component: plasma membrane. The transcript has 4 exons. The record is from RefSeq and is a predicted model, not a curated record. The coding region runs from base 322 to 915 and encodes 197 amino acids. Lineage: Eukaryota; Metazoa; Mollusca; Bivalvia; Venerida; Veneridae.
UGAAAAGAUCGAUCAUUAGUACUGAAGAGCGGUAAAAUCAAUAGUCUUUUAUUGACGUACGAUCUCAGAGCGCGUGCAAGCCCCCGUAGAAUGGAUGUAAAAAUGCUAUAACAACUUUUAUCGUCCUAGAGAACAUGUCGUUAUUGAAAUGAUGGUGAUUACAUGUAAUUGGAUUUUAUAGAAUGGAUUAGAAUUCAUUCGCGGUGUGCAAAUAUAUUGAUAUUUACCAAGGAAUAACUAGUUGGCUUUAUUCGCAUAAGCCAAAAGAUGCCAACGACAUCACUUUACAGACAAUACCGGAACCGGAAGUAGCGUAAGAUAAUGGCGGAUUCGUUUUUCUUGGUUAUUGCAGUAACAACGUUUGCUCUCGGAAUAGUUCUAUUUCUUGUAUCAAUAUCAAGCACAUCUUGGCAAGGGCUGGAUGGAGGAGUAACUAUAUCAUUGUGGAAAGUUUGUUACAGACACCAUGUUGAUAAAUCUUGGUUCUGUAACUCAUGGCAUGAAAUACCGGAUUUUGUUCGAUCAGCGCAGGUUUUUUGCAUAAUUUCCCUGUUAUGUUGUAUUGUAUGCAGUAUAAUACUAAUUGCUGCCUUUGUUCUAAGAUGUCUACACAGAUCAAAAUUGGCGCUCAUCGUUUUAUCAUUGCUGACAUUUACAUCCGCUUGUAUGAUAGCAAUGGCUGUUAUAGUAAUGGGAAUGAAGGGACGGGACUAUCUGCUCGAGUUGAAAGAAGACGAUGAUGAAAGGUUCAAAUAUUUUCUUAAAGGGAUAAUUAUAUCUGGUUAUUAUGAAAUCGGCUGGGCCUUAAUCCUUGCAAUAGUUGCGUCCCUCAUCGACUAUAUAAGCUUUGGAUUUUUUCUACUCGAGUAUCAAGAUAUGACUGAUUUCAGACACCCAAGACCAACUAAAGUUUAAUGCAGAAAAAAUAGAUUACACGCUCUUGGAUCAUAAAGUAAAGUGGAACAAUUCUGUAUAGUGUGCCAUGUUUUAUUGUAAAGAUAAAAAUAGAUUCAGAAGUUUUGUGUCACCGUUACAAUACUUAUUUAAGAGUGUAUAAUAGUACAUGAUGGCACACCAGUUAGACAUAAGUAUCUUUAGAUAUACGGAUUUGCAAGUGUGUUAUAAGCCGGCUUAUUUGACAAGAAAUGCAAUAAAGGAAAGAACAGACGACAAUUUUCCAUAACAUUCCGAAGAUGUUGCUAUUUGCUUCAAUGUGAACUAAGUACAUCUAUAAUUCGCAAAUAAACAUGUUAAUUAAAUAUAGAUAUUUGAAAGGUGUAAAUGAUGCUAUGGUCAAUCGAAACCUACCUUGGAACCACUCGUGUUGGUCGUUCGUAUCAUAAUUUGAGAUAACUCUUUAAGAUACCCACUUUUAAAAAGCCAAAACAUAUGAAAGUUGCUUAAUGUUGUCAAAAGAUAUGGUGACAAACAUCAUCAGACUAUUACUCUUUUUAUAUCUUGUAAUUUGUGUAUGAUACAUUUUGACUCGGCAUUUUUUUCCGACUACGUGAUUUUAGACCAAACCCCGACUCAGCUUUUAGACGCAUUUCACAUGGACAUUAUAUGAUAAUUGACGAUGUUUAAGUUCAAAAUUACUUGAACUUAUAUUUAAAAAAAAUAAUGCAAUAUAAUUAUAUGACUAAUGGCAAUCCUUGAAGCAUUUCUACCAUGUAAAUACCUAAUAGUAUGUAUUUUUUUCGAAAUAGCCUGCGUCAAUAUGUUUUAUAAAUGUUAAUUGACUUGUUACUAAGCUAUACCCAAUAUAUUUUUGUCAAAUGUCUCAUGUUGUGUUAAUUAGACUGUUGUAUUAUUCUUUUGUCUUGUGUCAUUACUGAAAACUCUGAAAUGUGUAUAUAUUUCAUGAGAAAUGUAAAAGAGAUAAUUUAUAAUUUGUAUAUUGGUCAAAUAGUGAUAAUUUUUAUGUUUUCGUGAUGUUUUUAGAAUUUGUUUGAAGAAAUCUGUUGCAAUCCAUUAAAAAACAGUAACAAAACCUGUCGUAGACUGCAGAUCCUAUACAAGUAUCUAUUGGAAAACAUCCCGAAUCUGUAAGUAAAAUAUAAAAGAAGUAACGGAUUUCUCAAAGUUUUGCAUCUUCAUGUUAAUGCACGGUUAAAAGCAAUCGAUAUUAAAAUAUCAAUAACCAAAACAAUCACUGCAGCAAUAAUGUUUUACUGAAUUAGGUCCUAUUUUGUGAUUUGAUGUGAAAUGUCUAUCAAAAUAUUUGUAUAACUGGACAGAUAUUUGAUACACUUAUGAAUUUUAAUCAUUUAGAAAUUUACUUUUUAGUGCAAUAUCGGACGAACGAUAUAUAUUUUACAGGGUGACAACGACAAAGAUUUUGUACGAGCUUAUCUCUAGCCAAAAUAAAGAUUUUACACAUUUUAUACAGUCAUAUAGAUUUACAUUGAUAUCUGAGUAUUAUUUCUGAUUAUAUGAACAUUUCAACUCAAUAAUCUUUAUCUCACAGUCAGAUAAAAAUAAAGUAUUUAAAGUUUUAUU